AAUCAUCCUUUAGACGGAUCAUUGAAUAAUGAUGAUGAUGAUGAUGAUGAUCAAGAAGAUUCUUCUUCUAGUGGCAACGAUAACAACAACAACAAUGAUGAAAAUAGUCAACCAGAUGAUGAUGAAAUUUCCGCCGAAUUAACUUCUGAUUCAUCUCCAGAUUUAGAAAAACGUUCAACCAUUUCGACAACAACUGUUGCAACUACACAGAAAUUAAAACGUGAAACAGUUAAAGAAUCUACAGAAUCGACAGCAGCAACAACAACAACAACACCAGAUCCAUUUGAUGAUUUUGAAUCCGGUGAAUUAAUUAGUGAUGAAGAUUUAAAAAAAUUAUCCAAAAUAAUUAAAGUUGAUAAUGAAAAUGUUGAAAAAUUGAAAAAAAUUUCAUCAAAAUUAAAUAAAUUAGCUGAAAAAGUGGAUGAAAAUCAUGGCCAUAUAAGACCAGAAUUAUUGAUUGAUGAAUUUUUACCCGAUCCGGUUCGUGUACGUGAUAUACCAGUUUCGAAAGAUGAAGAUUGGCUUACAUCUUAUAAUGGAAAAUUUUCCAAUGUUAUGAUGUAUGGUAUACGUAAUGUUGAAAUUGAAUCAAUUCGUGCUAAUGUUGGAAAAUUGAAUGCCAAUAUCCAUUUAACCAUAUCAGAAGUAUUUCUAACCGGAAACUAUACACUUGACGGUUCGGUAUCAUUUGUGUCAAUCGAAGGAGCCGGAGCAUUUCGUUUCAAUAUAUCAGAUAUGGAAAUCGAUGCAUUCGGUAAUCUUGAACGUAUGUCAAAUGGACAGCUACAUAUCGAUACAAUCGAUUUAAAUAUGAAAGCUGAUGAAGUAAAUUUAGAUCUGGAAAAUUUUGAAGUAUUCGGUUCCGAAGUAAUCGCCCAAACAAUAAUCAGUGCAUUAAGUGAUAUAAUAUUUGAUCAAGUAAAAUAUACAGUUACGGAUAAAAUAUCAGUAAAAAUUCGUACAUUAAUUAAUCAACGUUUAGAACGAAUAAAAUUAGAUCAAUUAAUACAACAUGAAUCAGAAAUAUUAUUCGAUGAUAUUGUACGGAUGGUUAGUAAACGUAUUAAACAUCGUAUUGAUCCAAUACCAUUACCAUCAUUUCAAAGACAAAUUGAAACAAAAAUUUUACAAUUUAUACCGAUAAAUAUUUCCAUCGAUAUUGAACAUGGAAAACUUUAUGGUUUAUCAACAUUUACACGUAUGGGUGAUAUAUAUGUUAUUUAUGAAGAUGAAUCAGCCAUUAUUGAAGCACAAGUUGGUUUUCAAAAUUUAACCGGCAAAUAUGAUUGGAAUAUUAAUGUAUUGGGACGUAAUGGACCAACCGGUUCAUCAUCAUUAGCCAUACGUAAUGUAACCGCUUAUUUACGUAUGCGACAACCAUUGAAACGUGGUUCAACACCACGUUUAGAAGAAUUUAUGGUUCAAAAUAUUACCUAUGUUUGGAUCGAAAUGAAAGGAUUAGGUGUUUGGGAUAGUCUUUUGGAAUUAAUUAUUAAUUCAAUAUCGAAUGUAUUUCGAUUACAAAUUGCCAAUGUAAUUACAUCGACCGUAUCAAAAGUUUUACAACAAUCAUUAGAUCGUUCACAAUUUAGUUUCAUCCCUUGAUGAUGAUUUAUUGAUAAUCUUUUCAACAACAACAACACAUUCAUCACUAUCAUCAUCAUCAUUGAUUGUGAAAUACGAUCUCAUUUAAAUUUGCAGUAAAUAU
Messenger RNA from Dermatophagoides pteronyssinus (European house dust mite), 1708 nucleotides. RefSeq lists its product as uncharacterized. Gene Ontology annotation, molecular function: lipid binding. The record is from RefSeq and is a predicted model, not a curated record. NCBI's taxonomy places the organism in Eukaryota, Metazoa, Arthropoda, Arachnida, Sarcoptiformes, Pyroglyphidae.